AUUUUUUUCGUCGUCUCCGUACUACACGCGCCACCAAAUUACGCACACACACCCCACACACACACACACACUAACACUUUCCCUAGAGAGUGUAAGGAAAGGAAUCGCGGGAGCACGUGGUUGCGUUCGAAGCCAGCAAUGGAGAUUGCUCAGGUCGGUGUGAGGACAAGGGCUCAAGCUGCGUUAGCCAUGGGAGCUACCACGUCACCUCCAACACCACCUAAGAGAAGGAAGAUAAACAAAGCCAGGAGCAGUAAUGAAGAGCGAAAAUUAUCAACGGCGUCGUCUUCAGCAAUCGUUAAGCUCGGGAGAAGGAGGAGAAGCGCUGCUUCCGUCGUUGAUGCGGUUCUGCCGGAGGCGGCGACGGAGGAAAGGUGCUCUAGCCCUAACUCCGGUGAAUUCCUGGUGUCUUGUUGUUGCAGCAAUGGAUCUGUUGGGGAUGACGAGGAGAGGAUCGAGUUGUCAGAUCUGGAGGUGGAGAGCGCGCAAGUUGAAACAUCUACGUGCAAUUGUGGAGACGAAACUGAAAGGAGAGAGAUGAACCAUGGAGGGCGAGACAAUUCACAAGAGCUGGAGUCAGUGGAAACCGAUUCUCGCCGUCGUCCUUCGUCAACGGUGCAAAACAUGCCAACGGAGUUGGAGCUCGAAGAAUUCUUCGCCGCAGCUGAGAAAGACAUCCAGAAAAGGUUUCAAGAAAAGUAUAACUAUGAUAUUGGGAAUGACGUGCCGUUGGAAGGACGAUACGAGUGGGUUGAAUUGAAGCCAUAGAAGAGGCCGGUAAAUGCAUCACAGCAUUUUUAGCUUAUUGCUCGCGCCAUUUCCAACACGCUAUCAAUUAAGCCAACCUCAUGAAGAAAGAAGACACACUAUUACUAUUACUACUGGUGAAUAUGAUCCCGUCUCAACAUGCCACUUUGCUGACUCUAUUCUUACGUUUAGUUUAGGUAUUUUAAUUUCACAUCUUAUCUUCUUCUUCUUCUUUACGCUAGCCAACCAGGACUCUCUUGUUCUGGAGUACAGCUUUAAUUUAUAUAUGUUCGUCGUGCUUAAGAGUGAAAAAAGAAAAUUCCGAAAUUCAGCUUCGUUUGUUCUUUGUACUACGGGUUAUAUUUUAUAUUAAUGUGCAUAAAUUAUGUUAAUUCCCAGUUA
Molecule: messenger RNA, 1149 nt
Organism: Arachis ipaensis
Lineage: Eukaryota; Viridiplantae; Streptophyta; Magnoliopsida; Fabales; Fabaceae
Product: cyclin-dependent kinase inhibitor 7
Biological process (GO): negative regulation of cyclin-dependent protein serine/threonine kinase activity
Cellular component (GO): nucleus
Molecular function (GO): cyclin-dependent protein serine/threonine kinase inhibitor activity
Source: RefSeq, a predicted model, not a curated record